Molecule: messenger RNA, 1509 nt
Organism: Pestalotiopsis fici W106-1
Lineage: Eukaryota; Fungi; Ascomycota; Sordariomycetes; Amphisphaeriales; Sporocadaceae
Product: GPI-anchored wall transfer protein 1
Exons: 1
Coding region: 1-1509 (502 amino acids)
Biological process (GO): protein localization to plasma membrane; GPI anchor biosynthetic process
Cellular component (GO): endoplasmic reticulum; membrane
Molecular function (GO): glucosaminyl-phosphatidylinositol O-acyltransferase activity
Source: RefSeq, a predicted model, not a curated record
AUGGCCGCCGCCGAUGCGCAAAGCUACAAGCAGCUGAAGGAGGACUUUGUGUCCAACCUCUCUGGCGGCCCCGUCUCCGAGAUCAACGUCGUCACGGGUAUUGCGUCCGUCGCAUUGCUACUGUGGUCCGUUCUGCAGGUGAAGCAGUCAUUUUUUAGGACAUCCAACCCCGUUUCGCUGCUCGUCGACUUCCUCCUCAACGUCGGAGCACCGCUGCUGUCCAUCACGCUGUGGUCAUCGACGCCGCUGCUCCUCGCCGGCCUGCUCAUCUCGCCCGCCCUACUUGUAUAUGCGCUUCCGCAGAACUCGCAGAAGAAGAAGCCGAAGCUUCCGCCGACUGCCAAGGUCAACAAUGGUGCCAACAAGUCGGACAAGGAUGGCGCAGGAAUGAGCGCCCUGUCACUCAAGCCGUUCUUGACGCAUUACCGCGGUUCGAUGCUGGUGCUUACAUGCCUCGCCAUUCUCGCCGUCGAUUUUCGAAUCUUCCCACGACGAUUCGCAAAGGUGGAAACAUGGGGCACGUCUCUAAUGGACUUGGGCGUCGGCAGCUUCGUCUUCAGCGCUGGUGUGGUUGGAGCACGCCCUGUCCUCAGAGAACGCGCGGAAGGAAGAAUCACGCCUCUGCACCAACGACUCUUGAGCUCCCUGCGACAUUCCUUCCCGCUUCUGGUGCUGGGAGUGAUCAGGACAUUGAGUGUCAAGGGAUUGGACUACGCCGAGCACGUUACCGAGUACGGUGUUCACUGGAAUUUCUUCUUCACCCUCGGCUUCCUGCCACCCUUUGUUGCCAUCUUCCAGAGCAUACUUCAGGUUGUACCUAGCUACGCCUCGCUCUCCGUCAUUCUUGCCGUCCUCUAUCAAUUUGUCCUCGAGAGCACCAACCUCAAGGGAUAUAUUUUCCUGGCUCCUCGGACAGAUCUCAUCUCUAUGAAUCGAGAAGGUCUGUGCAGCUUCAUCGGCUACCUGUCCAUUUUCCUUGCUGGUCAGGAUACUGGCAUGUAUGUCUUGCCGCGCCGAAUCAAGUCGACCGGCGCAGUCACUGCCAGCUCCCAGCGAAAGACCUUGUUGCUCACGUUGGCGGCAUGGUCUGGUGUCUGGGCUGCUCUGUACUAUUUCAGCACCAACCCAGUUCGCGGUGCCGGGCUGGACGUGUCACGACGUCUUGCCAACUUACCCUACGUACUGUGGAUUGUUGCAUUCAACAAUGCUCAGCUAUUUGUCUUCUGCCUCAUUGAUAAUGUCUUUUUCCCAUCAUUCUACAGUGCCCAAGAUGCAAGGGCAGAAAAGGAGGCAUACGAGACGGCAACGAGCAGGGUUCUGAAGAGUUUCAACAAGAAUGGUCUGGCGGUAUUCUUGAUUGCAAACCUUCUUACCGGCUUGGUGAACAUGACUGUUCCUACGCUCCAUGUCGGCCCGAUACCGGCGGUUGGCAUCUUGCUCGCAUAUUCUGCAGUGCUGGCGGGCAUUGCAGUUGCCUUGGAUGCGUGGAAUAUAACCAUCAAAUUAUAG